AUGAGCGCAGAAUACUGUAUGAUUCAUAUAUCUCAAAAGCUCUCUUUUAACAACUCUCCAGCCCCCGAAGAAAGCAUCUUGGACCACGAGACUUUACGAAAGGAAGACUAUGAAACUAUGGAGGAACUUGGGUCUGGUGGGUCUUCUUCGGUUCUCAGGGCCAAAUCAAAAGUAGAUGGAAGUUUACAUGCAAUCAAGGUCAUCCCACGUGUCGAUAAUGGAUGGUACUGGCAAGAUGAUAUGAUCACCAAUGAAAUAAACAUACUCCAAGGUCUCAACCACCCUUCAAUUAUGGGAUUUUCUGGAUUUUACUGCGUGGAUUACAACUGUCACCUUGUUUGUGAAUAUGCCGCUGGCGGCGACCUCAAGAAUAAAACCCACAUCUCUGACCGGCCCUCAAGGGUUAGAAUACGAAAUUUGCCUUAA
This is a messenger RNA of Melampsora larici-populina 98AG31, 426 nucleotides long. RefSeq lists its product as uncharacterized. The record is from RefSeq and is a predicted model, not a curated record. Gene Ontology annotation, biological process: protein phosphorylation. Bases 1 to 426 code for a protein of 141 amino acids. Gene Ontology annotation, molecular function: ATP binding; protein serine/threonine kinase activity. Gene Ontology annotation, cellular component: cytoplasm. The transcript is spliced from 2 exons. NCBI's taxonomy places the organism in Eukaryota, Fungi, Basidiomycota, Pucciniomycetes, Pucciniales, Melampsoraceae.